Molecule: messenger RNA, 390 nt
Organism: Alnus glutinosa
Lineage: Eukaryota; Viridiplantae; Streptophyta; Magnoliopsida; Fagales; Betulaceae
Product: PHD finger protein Alfin1-like
Exons: 2
Coding region: 1-390 (129 amino acids)
Biological process (GO): regulation of DNA-templated transcription
Cellular component (GO): nucleus
Molecular function (GO): histone binding; transcription coregulator activity; transcription cis-regulatory region binding
Source: RefSeq, a predicted model, not a curated record
AUGGUUGUUCACAUGUUAUCCACAUUUGGUACUUCAUGGAGCUGCUAUGGGAAAACAUGGUUAGGUGGUGAUGCACAACCAAAACCAGAGGUCGACAAGAAGAUCUCCUUCGUCCACCGUGGGCCGUCCCGACAACCUGAGCCCCUGACCAAGGGAGUGAAGAUGUCUCCACCACCCAAAGAAGAGGAUGAGAGUGGGGAAGAAGAUGAUAAACAGGGUGCAACUUGUGGGGCCUGUGGGGAUAACUAUGGUACUGACAAGUUUUGGAUUUGCUGUGAUGUGUGCGAGAGAUGGUUUCAUGGCAAAUGUGUAAAAAUAACACCUGCAAAGGCCGAGCAUAUCAAGCAGUACAAGUGGCUAGGUUGCAGUAACAAGAGACCUAGAGUUUAA